AAAAUCUCCAAUAAAUUCCAUAACUCAAAAACUCUCCCAUCAAUGGCGGCCACCCAACAAAAAAAGACUAGUAAUCUUCCUCUCGUUAAAAACAAUCCAUUCCUUCUCACUCUGACUUAGUCCUUUUGACACUAUCCUACAGGAAAAAUAAACUACAGCUUUUACCAAUCUUCUUUUGAUCUUUUCUUCUGAUUUCACACACACACACAGAGAUAUACAUAUAUAUAUAUAAAGUUUAAAACAAUAGCGAAAACCUCCAUUAAACCAUCUCUCUCUUCUCUUUUUACAUGGUUCCUUUCCAACUUUUAUCAAACACCCCAUCUUCUUUUCUUUCUUUCUUUUCUCCAUGCUCUGUGGAAGAUAGGAACUUUUACAUUAGAAUAAGCUUGAGGAUCCAUUAUUAAACUUUGGGUUUUUGUCUUUUGUGGAAAAAUGGGCGGUAAAUGGAGAAAAGCAAAGUUGGCUUUAGGCUUGAACCUUUGUGCUUAUUUACCUAGAACUUUAGAUGAUGAUGAUGAUGGUGAAAGAUUAUCUGAUGCUGCUUUGUUACCUCCUUCAAACUGGGAAAACAUGGUUUCUUCCUCUCAUGGUUUAAGGUUGUCUAAAAGUAAAAGCAAAUCAUCACCUAAGCAAACAUGUUCAAUAUGUUUGAUGAAGAUGGAGCAAGGAGGUGGCCAUGCUAUAUUCAUUGCAGAAUGCUCACAUUCUUUCCACUUCCAUUGCAUUGCUUCGAAUGUGAAGUACGGCGAUCGAAUCUAUCCGGUUUGUCGAUUGAAAUGGAAAGAAAUCCCGAUUUGGAGCCCCGGUUUAGAUCCUCUCCCUAGCAGGGCAUCAAUGGAUACUGUUGGUUGGUCAGGACAUGAUGCUUUGAUGGAUGUAGUCGACCGGUUGCCUACAACUCAUUGGGAUGAAAACCGGCAGCAUGCUGUACCGGUCUUUCGAUGUGCAGAGCCAGGUGUUUUCAAUGACGAUGAAUCCUUGGACCACCUACAUGUGAUUGCUGAAAGUAAGAAUUACACAGAUGACACAUCUGUUACAACAAUGAAGAUCGAAACAUAUCCAGAGGUCUCAACCACACCAAGGUCUCGUACUUACGAUGAUUUCACCGUUCUGGUUCACCUUAAGGCUGCUGCAGCGAUUGCAACUCGAAAUCCUAGUCCGAGCAUACAUUAUGCUAGCUUGCUGCAAUCUCGAAAUCAUCGUGCUCCGGUUGAUCUAGUCACGGUACUUGAUAUUAGCGCUAGCAUGUCUGGCACCAAACUUGCUUUACUAAAACGAGCAAUGGGAUUUGUGAUACAAAACCUUGGCUCCAAUGAUAGACUUUCGGUCAUUGCAUUCUCUUCAACUGCACGUCGUCUCUUUCCCCUUCGUCGAAUGUCCGAUUUAGGGCGGCAGCAGGCACUUCAAGCUGUUAAUUCUUUGGUUGCUCAUGGUGGUACCAACAUAGCCGAAGGUCUACGAAAGGGUGAAAAGGUAAUGGAAGAUCGAACCGAAAAGAAUCCGGUCACUAGCAUUAUACUUUUGUCCGAUGGGCAGGAUACUUAUACCGUCUAUGGCACGGGCAUGAACAAGUCUCAACAGAACUAUGAGUUGCUUGUGCCCCCGUCUAUGCACAGUGGUGACAACACGGGAUUUCAUAUUCCAGUCCAUGCUUUUGGUUUUGGUGCAGAUCAUGAUGCUUCAUUGAUGCAUUCGAUUUCAGAUAUAUCUGGAGGGACGUUUUCCUUUAUCGAAACCGAAAUUAUGAUCCAGGAUGCAUUUGCACAAUGCAUCGGCGGUCUUUUAAGCGUUGUGGUUCAAGAACUGCAAGUGUGUGUGGAGUGCAUGAAUCCGAGUCUCUGCCUUGGCUCGCUUAAAGCCGGAAGUUAUCCAAGCAAUCUGUCAGCUGAUGGGAAAACCGGAUAUAUCGAUGUCGGGGAUCUCUAUGCUGACGAAGAGAGGGAUUUCUUGGUAUCAGUUAAAGUACCAGCCGAGUCCGCUGCAUGUGAAACAUCAUUGCUAAAGGUGAAAUGUGUUUACAGGGAUCUCUUGACAAAAGGAAUGACGACUUCAGAGAGCGAUAUUAUUUGGAUUCAAAGACCUGAAAUAGCAGAACACGAAGAAAUAUCAAUUGAAGUAGACAGGCAGCGAAAUAGGUUCCGAGCAGCAGAGGCAAUAGCAGAGGCAAGAACUGCAGCCGAGCAAGGAGAUCUCAUAGGUGCUGUUUCAAUCCUUGAAAAUUGUAGAAGGGUAUCAUCCGAUACUGUUUCCGCCAAAUCCCAUGACCGACUUUGUGUCGCAUUGGAUGCGGAGCUCAAGGAAAUGGAAGAGAGGAUGGCGAGCAGGCAUGUAUACGAGGUAUCUGGGCGAGCAUAUAUCCUUUCCGGGCUGAGUUCGCACUUGUGGCAAAGAGCCACUGCAAGAGGCGACUCCACUGAUGGUUCGAGCCUAGUCCAGGCUUAUCAAACGCCAUCAAUGGUUGAGAUGCUAACUCAAUCUCAAGCAAUGUUAUUGAAUAGUCCAUCAACACAGAAUCUUUUCCAACCACUAUGGUCAUCACAACCAAAACCAAGGUAAUAUUAUAGGUUCAAAGGCAAAAAAAGUACACCUAUGUUACUCCGAGUACCUGCGCCUUAAGAAAAUGUCCGACACUCAUAUUCGACACUUUUGUUAGACGUAUAUCUGGAUGACCAUGACAAUGACGAAUAUCCAACACUUAUGGUUUACACCCGAGUUCGAGUAAACAUAGCUUUUGUAUCUGUGUUGUGGUGUACAUAAAGAUAUAGGGUGAGCUCUUCACCUAAUAUAUGAUUGGCUGCUUCAUUUAAUAUCGAGCACAUGAGCUCGAUCUCUAUGAUAU
Molecule: messenger RNA, 2839 nt
Organism: Hibiscus syriacus
Lineage: Eukaryota; Viridiplantae; Streptophyta; Magnoliopsida; Malvales; Malvaceae
Product: E3 ubiquitin-protein ligase WAV3-like
Exons: 2
Coding region: 433-2556 (707 amino acids)
Source: RefSeq, a predicted model, not a curated record